AUGUUAAUCGUUUAUCGAUUGGGUGCCCAUAUCACACUCCCUGGCAUUGAUGAUAUCGAAUUAGAGAAGUUUUUCGAUGGCUUAAGAGGUCGUACCGGUGGCAGUGUCCUUGACUUCGUUGAUAUCUUUUCCGGUGGUGCGUUCAAGCAGAUGACAAUCUUUGCGCUUGGUAUCCAACCGUAUAUCAGUGCGUCGAUCGUUAUGCAGCUCCUUACCGUCGUUAUCCCCUUCCUUGAGAAACUUUCCAAAGAGCCGGACGGACGGAAAAAGAUUACCCAAUAUACACGCUAUGCCACUGUUAUUCUCAGUGCUAUUCAAGGCAUCAUGAUUAGCCUGGUGUUGCAAAGACCCGGAAGCAUUAUUAGAAGUGAAAACAUUGAAAUUGUGACGAAUCCAGGUAUCUGGUGGACUUUGCUAACCAUGAUUACCUUGAUGGCUGGCACAUCGUUCGUCAUGUGGCUCGGCGAACAAAUUACAGAACGGGGAAUUGGUCAAGGCAUUUCCCUAAUUAUUACAAUUGGGAUCCUCUCGGGCAUGCCGGGCGGAAUCCAAACAAUAUCCAAUCAACUCCUUAAUCGUCAAAUUGACCUUCCGAAACUGGUCAUCUUCCUCGCCUUGGGAGUUGUGGCGAUUAUGGGAACCGUGUACAUCACCUUCUGUGUCCGCAAAAUUCCUGUCCAGUAUGCACGGCGGGUCGUAGGACGUAAGGUGAUGGGUGGACAGGCAACGCAUAUCCCGCUGCGUGUCAAUGCGGCUGCUGUUCAGAUUAAUCCCGUGCAAAUGGCGGAUGACUUGAGGAAGUAUGGUGGAUUUAUUCCGGGCAUUCGUCCGGGGAAAAAGACCGCAGACUAUAUUAACGAUACUUUAACUAGAAUCACUUUACCCGGUGCGGUAUUUCUCGCCGCGAUUGCGGUUUUCCCCUUACUUCUGCAAGGAUGGCUAGGCACUGGGGCAUUAAUCAGUGGUGCCGCAAUCUUAAUCGUUGUGGGAGUCGUAUUAGAUACAGUGUCGCAAAUUGAAUCCUAUUUGACGAUGAGACAUUACGAAGGAUUUCUGAAGGACAGGCGUGUAAGAGGACGUCGCUCAAGAUAG
Molecule: messenger RNA, 1092 nt
Organism: Geodia barretti
Lineage: Eukaryota; Metazoa; Porifera; Demospongiae; Tetractinellida; Geodiidae
Source: the annotation of a GenBank genome assembly